GGGAAAUUGUGGACAUCUUUUCGAAUGUACUGAUGGUUAAGCACGCCAAGAUGUGGGAGGGUUCUGAUCAGCAUUUUGCUCUGCUGUCCUAACGUUGAAAAGCCCUUAUGGCAGAAACAACCUUUGACAUCCUCGAGCCGCACCCUGACAUCCAUGGCUUGUUCAUGCAUUUCAAUGAAUUGUACUUUGAAGGCACUCUAGGUGCCGCUUCCGUUCAAUGGAGCAGCAAGCGCAUGACAAGCUGCGCGGGCACUUGCACCUCUACAAAGGAGGGCGGCUGUGUGAUCAGAUUGUCUGAGCCGCUAUUGAAGUAUCGACCAAGCAAGGAUCUCAAAGAGGUCCUGCUGCACGAGAUGAUACACGCCUACAUCGCCCUCAAUAAAGUAAGAGAUUCUGAUCAUGGGCCAAAGUUCUGCAAGCGCAUGCAUGAGAUCAACACCGCCAAUUUUCCCGACUCUCAGAGGCCGCCAGGCGGCUACAACAUCACAACUCACCACAGCAUGAUUGCAGAGGUUCAGAACUAUCAGACGCACCACUGGGAGUGCGACCGCUGCGGUAAUUUUGUCAGAAGGGCGAUGAACAGACCACCCCAGGAGGCAGACUGCACGAGCAGGAUGGGCAAGGGAAGUGAUUGCGUAGAUCCAAGAUGUGCUUUCCACAUGCACAUUCGGUAUUGCGGUGGUUCCUACACCAAGGUGAAAGAGCCGGAGGGGUACGUGGACAAAAGGAAAGGCAAAAAGAAAGGGAAGGGAGAGGAGGCGAAGUUUGCUACUGCGGAUGGGCAACCUCUGCCGGUGAAGCGGCCUAGGAGCACGCCCAACCAAGGUUCUGUGCAGAUCACGGACUUCUUUGAGCGCAUCAUCCCGCCAGCAGGAUCCGCAGAAGAGGGCACAGAGCAGCGCGCAGAUGGCACCCCAUCCCGCGCAAAAGCGGUGCUGGGGCGGGGUGAGACGCCAGAGCAGCGGAGGCGGCUGCUCGCAGAUGCGGCGCUGCGGCGGCUGCAGGGCAGUGCGGAGGCCGUGGAGGCAGACGCCAAACCAAGCUUCUCUGCAGGGCACUCAGAGAGCAGGACUGCCCCAAGAAAGCAGGAAAUUUCCAGCGACACGACUGCCCUGCUCAGCAGCAGCAGGAGCAGCAGCGGCAUCAGAGACCACAGCCAGCGCAAUGGUACAGAGGACAAGGCGGGUGUCUCCGCGGAGCCGGACUGUGUGAUCAUUGACAAGGAGGGCCCAAGCACCAAGAUUCAAGAGAGCAGCGUGGCAGGCGGCGUUGGCAGCACACCCAGCAUCGGCGAGUGGGUGGACCUCGUGGAGGCAGAUGAGAGCGAUGCUGCGGCUGGCAAUGCACAGCAGCAGAAGACGGUUGUGUGCCCCUGCUGCGGCACGCGAUGGGCGGCACUGGCCGUCUCAGAUGCUGAGCUCAAUGCGCAUGUGGAUGCCUGCCUGGCGGGCCAAAUCGGAUGACCAGCUGUGCUGCAGCUAAAGCAGUUCUCGCAAUUUUGGGGGGCCGUCUACGUAUUCUUUUGUGUGCUUGGAAAUGUACAAAUAGGCCAUGCAAGUCAGCGUGCCAAUUGUUUCUGUUCAAGGGAUUGAGAAUCUGAUGAAGAAGUAGAUUUGAAAUAGAACCAGCUAUAGAAUAUCCAGGAGAACAGACAAGCAUGCACACAGAGCACUGUGAGGUGUCCAGAACUUUCUGCCGUGCGGAUCUGGCCAUCUCGCUGCUUUCAUGUCCCUCAAAGUUACAACUCUAUCUGCUGAUGUUCAGUCACGUGCGGAUGGAGCUGUGUGGCCGGGUAACUUAUGUAAUCAAAGAAGUCCAG
Messenger RNA from Coccomyxa subellipsoidea C-169, 1819 nucleotides. RefSeq lists its product as hypothetical. Lineage: Eukaryota; Viridiplantae; Chlorophyta; Trebouxiophyceae; Coccomyxaceae. Gene Ontology annotation, molecular function: polyubiquitin modification-dependent protein binding; single-stranded DNA binding; metalloendopeptidase activity. The transcript is spliced from 8 exons. The record is from RefSeq and is a predicted model, not a curated record. Bases 108 to 1463 code for a protein of 451 amino acids. Gene Ontology annotation, cellular component: nucleus. Gene Ontology annotation, biological process: DNA damage response.